Messenger RNA from Bactrocera tryoni, 5298 nucleotides. RefSeq names its product protein phosphatase 1 regulatory subunit 16A (gene MYPT-75D). Gene Ontology annotation, molecular function: protein binding; phosphatase regulator activity; enzyme inhibitor activity. The transcript is spliced from 9 exons. NCBI's taxonomy places the organism in Eukaryota, Metazoa, Arthropoda, Insecta, Diptera, Tephritidae. Bases 2328 to 4676 code for a protein of 782 amino acids. The record is from RefSeq and is a predicted model, not a curated record. Gene Ontology annotation, cellular component: cytoplasm.
UUUAUUUUUACAAUUUCACAAAAUGCAUUUGUAAACUCGUUUCAUUUGUUUCGCUUUCGUCUCGUAGACUCGUCGCUAUAGUUGUUGCGGUGUUAUUUGUGCAAUUUUGUGUUAAAAUUUGAGUUAGCAUAUUUAUAAACGUUAUUCUUUACGUUAAUAUCCGGUGCGUGAUCAAAAAUCUUCAAAUUUCAUUGCUCCAAUUUAAAAUUGCAGUUAUUAAUAACAGCAAAUUUGUAAAAAUCAGGUAAAGUGCAAGCGUCUCUUACCAAUAGCAGAAAGAAAGUUAAAGCAUUAAAAAAGCACGAAAAAGUUUUGUAGACGUAGAAAGAAAACGGACACGGCGCAACUGUGUAGAGUGAGUUGUGGUGAGCAAAUCAUGUUGGCCUAAUAGAUAUUCGCUGGUCGCGCUGCUUCUUUUGGCCCGGUUUGUGUGCGGUGUACAUAAAUCUUUAGAUACCGAUGCAUUUGUGGCUUAAAAUGUGUGCGCAUACAUAUGUUGCAACUUGUCAGCGGAGAUAAAGUGGAGCAUAAAUGAAAUUUGCUGCCACAUUUGCCAGUUCAACGUACGAGUAAUUGUAUUGAAUUUGUGUUGUAUUGCAUUUAGUGCAGUCAAAAGUGACGAAUAUUAAAAUAAGUAAAGAAGCGCUGCUGCGUUGCAAAUGUCAAGUGUAAAAACCCUACAAAAAAGUGUCAAAAGCUAUAGCCUUAUUUGUGGUAACAGCCGUGUUUGUGGCAACAAAUUGACCCCUUUUUUGAAUACAAACGAACUGCUGUUGUUAUAACUUUUUUACUUCGUUUAUUGUUUGCUGUUGCUGCUGCUACCAACAAUAUUUAACCUGUGUUUCGGUUGAAGUUGGUCAGCGCCGUUGUGCAUUCAAGCGUGCAACUGUGUACCGUCCAGCAGGCCCCUACUGUGCGAGUCAGGCUUAUAGAUAUAAAAUACACAGUCCAUAUAGCGCGCCAAGCAACAAAAACAUUAAUAGGCAGCCUGUAAACAUUGGCUUAUGCAGCAGUUAUGUACUUCAUUUCUUCCUUAUCUCCCCGUGCAUGAGAAAAGCGUAGCGCAGGCGCAACAGGCGAAAGUUUCAUGCCAAUACAAUUUGCUGGUGGAUAGCGAACCAACUAUGUAUAUUUGUAUGUGGGGCUUAGGUACUUGCCAUUAAUAGCCAAGUUUGUGUUUUCUGAGUUCUUGGUUUACCGGCGCACAGGUGCUAUUGGGCAUUCUGCGCAGUGCGUGUUGCUGUUGUGUUUUUCGUUUUAUUGUGUAUUUGUUGUUCGCGGUAUUCAAUUUGAUAUUAUCGUUUUCCCACAAUAUUCGCCGUUUUAUGAGCGCGCUGGCUUGUGUUUGCGUGUUAUUUAAAAAAAAUAAUAAUAAUAAAAUUCGGUUCAACGGCAAUGCACAUAUACUGUGUUUUUAAUUAGAGUUAAAAGCUGUGCAAAAUAAUAAGUUCUUAUUGAAAAUAAUUUGUAUUUAUUUGAUUUAAAUUCAGAUAAUUCCAGUGUUAACAAGUGAAAAAUAUUUAAAAAAUAAUAAUAAAACAAAUAAUAUUUUAAAUACAAUGGUGGCAAUAAUUAUGUUUUAAUGAUUGAUAAUUGGAGUAAAAACGCAAUUGCAUAUUCUUAAGUGUAACUUUGUGCCUUAUUAACGUCAGUAAUACAAAAAGUUUACUGUAUGGACCCAACCCAAUCCUGCUGCUGGCGCACAAACCUCGAGGCGAAAUGACUAAAUAAGACUGAAAAGAAAAGAAAUAAAACGAAAACGCUUAAAAAGUAAGCGUGAAGAACCGUGUGACCAGGCGGAGUAAUCAAAUCACAGAGACGACGGACAACGACAGCGAAUGGAUAAAUUCAACAAACGAUUAAACCACGAAUAAAAAGCUAAUUGACGAGUUGGUAAUUACGCAUGCGCGCCGGUCUGUGGCGUGUGGGUAAGCUGUUGCGGCAAACGUGCGGCGAAAAAGUGGACAAACCAGCAAAACUUGCCAAUCACACAAAAACAAAAACAAAACAGUAACAAAAAAGCGCAGAAAAAAAUUUAAUUAAAAGCAAAUUCUGUGCGCUGCAAGAGAUAGAUUAACAAAGCGCACAACAGCAAGAACAACAACACAAAAGCCAACUAUGCGCUGAGCACAAAAAACCAUGAAAAAGUUUAUCUUUCUUUUUUAACGCCACACACACGCGCAUGCAUACAUAUACACAUGCACACUUACUAUCUCAACACACAAGCAAGCAAAAAUUUACAUAUCAACGCCACAGCGCGCGCUUCCAAAGCGAACGUCAAACGUUAAAUAAGAUAACCAAUAAUAAAUAAAUAAACCGCGACAAACAUGGUCAAGGGCAUUUUGGUGAACCGCAAAGCGGAUGACGCGCACAAGGCGCAGCUGAAAAUGGAGCACGCCGACCUCGUCGCCGAGAUGCAAACGGUGGAAAAUCUGCCGACGCACGAGCGCCUGCAGCUGGCGCGACUCCGCCGCACACAGCAGCUUAAGGUCGCGCGUCAAAAGGAGAAGGAGUGGCUGAAAUUGCAACGCGCCAAAGGUAACGCGACCUCAGCGCUCAGCGGCAGUCACACCACACAUCACUUUCGCUCGAACUCGGGCAGCGCCAGCCGCCACAUAUCCUUCGAGAGCAGCGUUGUGCUGCUGGAGGCUGCCAGCCGCAAUGAUAUGCACGAAGUGGCCGAGCUGCUGGAGCGUGGCAUUACGCCGGAUGCGGCGAAUGAGGACGGCCUGACGGCGCUACAUCAAUGUUGCAUCGAUAAUAAUGUUGAAAUGUUGCGCCUGCUGCUGGAGUAUGGCGCGAAUGUGGACGCGCAGGAUAGUGAUAAAUGGACGCCAUUGCAUGCGGCUGCCACAUGCGGACACUUGGAGCUGGUGCGCAUACUGAUCGAUCAUGGUGCGAAUUUGUUGGCGGUGAAUACGGAUGGUAAUAUGCCGUACGAUCUGUGCGACGAUGAGAAUACCUUGGACUACAUAGAGGCUGAGAUGUCGAAGCGCGGCGUGACGCAGGAGCUGAUCGAUGAAACGCGCUCAUCGACGGAACGACAAAUGCUGAAGGAUCUGAUGGAGGUGGCGCGCACGGGCGGCGAUCUUGAGGAGCCGGACUACCAGGGUGCUACGCCGCUACACAUAGCUGCGGCAAAUGGCUAUGUGCGCGUGGUGGAGUUCCUGCUGGAGAUGCAUGUCAAUGUGGACGCGGUGGACAAAGAUAUGUGGUCGCCGGUGCAUGCGGCGGCAUGUUGGGGUCAUUUGGAAGUGCUAGAAAUGCUUGCGCAAUGUGGUGCAGAUCUGAAUGCCAAAAAUAAGGAUGACGAAACGCCUUCAGAUAUUUGUGAGGAUCCUGAGAUACGCGAACGCAUCGAACAGCUGAAAACUGAGCAGGAGAGUAAACGUCUGGCAGAGGCGCAACGGCGACGUGUGCGACGCUCACAAAGCAAUAACACGCGCGCCCAGUCUGUGCGCCGCACCUCCCUGCGCGACAAGACGCUAACAACCAAAAAGGACGCCGUCGAAGAGGCGCGUCUGCGUUUACAAGCACAAGAAGUCUUCAUUGCACCGGACGGCACAACGCACGCCGAUACAAAUGGUCUCAGCAGCAGCAGCAGCAGCAACACUACCAAUAAUCAUCAUUCCACGUUGGCGCUAUUGGAUGGCGUCAACGACUCGACAGCCGCCACAACACUUGCCUCCACGCACGACUACAAUUGGCUCACGAAAGCGCCAACAAAUAACAAUAACAACGCCAACAACAAUAAUAAUAAUAACAAUACGAUUAGUAGUAAUAAUAACAACGAUAAGAAAGUGGCAGCAUAUACAGCUAGUCUUGCAGCGGCGGCGUCGGCAACCACAACGACAACAACAAACGGUAGUGUUAACACGUAUUUGCCGCAUUCGCUGUCCGCCAUGGAUGUGAUGGAUGCCUCGUCGCAUGCAUUUAAUUCACGUCGACCGCCAGAGGGUCGUGAAAAUGACGAAUUACAGUUGAACGCCUACAAAGCCGGUGGCGGCGAACAUCAUCGUUCGACAUCGGCGUCAGCAAUGAUUGUUAGCGAUCGUAAUAACAUGGCAGCGGCGGCCGCAUCGACGGUCGGCCCGGAUGCGGUGCACAUACAGUCCAGUAAGGAGGCGGCGAAUGGCAAGAUAAAUGUGCAAGUGACAGUGCUCGUGGACACUACCAAUACGCAUCAUCAUCAACAGCAGCAACAACAACAGUUGCAGCAAAGCAUGCUUAUGCCAGCGCAUACACUCUCCAUGGAGAGUCUGAACUCUUCGGCAGCCACACUGGCCAAUUUGAAGAAGCAACGUUCGCUUUCGCGUACAAAUAACGGUAUAUUGAUAAGUGAAAAUGGUUCUGUUUUAGGAGCCGCCAACAACACCAGCAACACGAUCAACAAUCAUCUGCACACUGGCAGCGCCAACAACAACAAUUCAAUACUUGCGAACGACACGAGCAGCGGUGCGGUGAAUCAGCAACCGCUGAGCGGCGGUCUACAUCCCAGUCACUUGGAGUUUAACAACGGUACGGGUGCGGGUGGUGGUGGUGGCGGUAGUAUAACGAGCGGUGGCGAGCAGUCGACCGGCUACUCGAACGCCUCGUCGAUGAACAAGUUUAGCGGUAUAACGGGUGAUGUAGUUAGUGAUAGCACGAGUUCCAAAAAAUGCUGUACGCUAAUGUGAACGAAAGUGCGCAACAAGUGGUUGGUUGGUGCGACGGAGAUGAUGUAGCAGCGGGACAGUAUUCGCAGUUGGCAUUUUCAAUUUGAUGAAUGUUGCUUGCCAGCGCAUAUUUAACAUACAUACAUGCUAUAUGUAGUAUUUUUAUAUACAUAUACAUAUACAUAUGCAAUAUACAUAUGUAUGUAUUCGUGCAGCUGGUGCGGCAUUUGUUGCAACAAUUUAACAGGGUAUUAAAUAUAUAUUUGUAUGUAGCGGGUAUGCCAGUGUAUUUUUUUUACAAGUUGUUGCACUACAAACACACACACACAUACUAUGUACAUCACAAAAUAUGCAGAAAGUACACUUCUUUCGUUGUAAACUCUAUUCACCAAACACACCACUUAUGUUUUAUUUUUCUUGGAAAGCUGUGUGCAUUACUUUGGUGCACUAAUACAAGGGUAGGCUACAGUCGGCAGUUGUGAAGUUGUUGGUGCUGGAAAAUCAAUUUUUUCUUGAUGACAAUAUAAAAAUUAAUUAAAAUUAAGAAAAAAAAUUCAAUUUAAUUUUUUUCGAAAUUUUUUUUUCAAUCCAAUUUUUUCAAUUUAAAUUUCUUCAAUUGCAAUUUUUGUGCGCAAGAAAAUAC